CAUCCAGACUUCGCGCGCUCAACAUCUCCCGCAGCUCGAAACUUGACGCUCAGCUCGUGCGUCUUAACUCAUUCGUUGGUCGACUGUGUGUAAUUGUCCCCCCCAAACCACUCCCCCGAACCCAUGACUUGUCACUCUACAGCUUGCCUUCGGUAGGGCCGACGCAUUCCUCCGAAGAGGCUUAAACUCUUCAAGUUUUCGGUCAUUUCCAGUAAUGAGCUGAUGUCGGGACUCUGAUAACACGAUUUUGUAGAGUACGUCAAAUGGUGGCUCGUCCACGCAAACAGUGAAUGAAACUGAGAGAAAAAUCAUACGCGCUGACAACUUGAGAGAUUUCUUCACUAGGACAAGUGAUAGGAUUAUAAUAUUAUACAGUUAACGGGAGUUCUAGCAGCUACGUAGAGGCUUGUUUGCCGCGUGUCGUGUCGAUCGUAUCGGGAAAAAGAAGAAAAGCAACAUGGCCAAAGUGAUUCCCGAACCCCUGCAUAAAUUCCUGGGGGCAGACACCACCAUAUUCACCCUGACGCAGAACAACAAGACUGUCAUUUAUGACUUGACGGUUCCCCCGAGACAGGUGGACGGAUUUUACACGACGUCCACCAACUACACUUACGCGCUGACGUUCAGCUUCGAGGAGGAAUUCGAAGUGAGAGAUUACACCGGAUGGAUGAGGUACAACUGGUGGCAGGCUCUCGUCUGGAUAGCAAUCUACGUGACCUUCAUCUUCGUCGGUCAGAAUUACAUGAGGGAAAGGCCCCGUUACGAGCUGCGAAAGGCCCUGUUCCUGUGGAAUACCGUUUUGGCUAUCUUCAGCACCUUCGGCGCCAUCAGGACCGUGCCAGAGGUGCUCCAUCUCAUCAAAGACUACGGUUUUGGCUUCACCUGCUGUAUCUCGGGAAAACCUUUCCUGGACAACCGCGUGGGAGGCUUCUGGAACUGGAUGUUCACGCUGAGCAAAGUUCCUGAGCUGGGAGACACUGUGUUCAUCGUGCUGAGGAAGCAGCCUCUCAUCUUCCUCCACUGGUACCAUCACGUGACCGUUCUCCUGUACGCCUGGUAUUCCUACUCUGACUACAUCGCCACCGCCCGCUGGUUCGUCUGCAUGAACUACCUGGUGCACAGUAUCAUGUACAGCUACUACGCCCUCAAGGCCCUGAAAUUCCGCGUGCCACGCUGGGUCGCCAUGGGCAUCACCACUGCCCAGCUGCUCCAGAUGGUGAUGGGCGCCGCCGUCAAUAUUUGGGCGUACCAGGUGAAACAAGCAGGCAACGAGUGUCACGUUUCCUAUGACAAUAUUAAGAUUUCCCUCCUCAUGUACACAUCCUACUUCGUGCUGUUCGCUCGCUUCUUCAGGCGGGCCUACGUCCUGAAGGACAAGGAGGCCCCGGCCACGAAGAAGGGGCAGGAAUCCUUGGCAUACGAAGGAAAAAGCUCCAAAGGUAAAAUGGAAUAAACACAAAAUAAAAUUCAUUUUGCUAAGAUUAAAAAUAAGAGAAAAUAGCGUUUUUGUGAAAGUUAUUCAGCGUUGUGUCAAGAAAGAAAAUGGGAAAGAUGAGAGAGAUACGGUAGCUUUCACAGUAGCACCCGGUCCCUGUCCCCCUACUCUGACCUCGUUCAUGUAAUAUCAUUUGCACAGUGGCUGCUGUAGAGGUUGGUUGGGGCACAGGUUUCAGCUAUAGGUUCACAUAGUCACUGUUGCUAGUUCAGCUGGGUACCAAAAUGUUGUUUAUAGUAUCAGUAUGAGUUACAACAUUGCAACACAUGGCAUUCCAUUAGUUUAAUUUAUACUUGCAUACUUACGUACGUGUACUAAUGUAAUUACAUUACAAGUGUAGUGAACAAAGUGAAUUUUUGGGAACAUCAUUAUUUGCCAGUCACUGACUUUAUUUGGUAUCCAGUAUUAUUUCGAAAUUGCCAUCAGAUUUCUGUUCCCAAAAAUCUGGUGAUUUCUAUAGCUACCAACGAUAAAAAACAAAAAACUUUGUAUAACUUAAGUUUACUUAAGAGAUCGGUUUUCAUUUUCUUACUAAGGGAGACCUUUUCUAAUACGUUGUGCAGUUACUGGUCCCAAGGAAUUACAAUGUCUGUAGCUAAGUCUUGACUGCUGUUUAUAAACUUUCCCGGAGUUUGAAGCCUUCACACUUACACACACUAAGUGAAUACUAUGUUAUGUUAUAAACGAGUAGGAUUCAGAACAAUAUUCUUCUUUAACUGGCAGAAAACCAAAAUUUGAUUAUGGGAGUUUUCUGUUGAAAGUUUUAUUUUUGGUAGUUAAACACUUUUAGUGAUAAAGGUGAAAAGUAAAAAAAAUAUAUUUAAUUUGGAAGCUGCUUCAAGUUUUAGAUCAAUUGGCUGAUUUAGAGGUUGUUAGGUCAGCACAAAGCUUAGCACAAAUUGAAGGUUUAGGAAAGAAGAAAUGUUUUAUUUUUCAUAGAUAAGAAUUUUGCUUUUGGAAGAAAAUAGAGCUACUGACAGAUAUAGCUAAUGUGUUGAUGAGAGGGGCCUUACCUCUAUUAUAUUUGUUAUUGUUUUCCAUUUUUUGUGUUUCUAUGUAUUGUGUGUUUGUACAUAAGUAAUGUUUGUACAGACAAAUUCCAUAUGCAGACAUAGCAGCGAAUGUGUACACACACAGACACACAUACACACACACACACAAGUCAAGAUUUACUGGAAUAUUCGCACAAAACUUGUACCACUGAACUUGAUGAUCAUUCCCUUGACUUGAAGUCUCGUUCUCUCCUGAGAUCUCGGUUGCAUUCCUAUCUCAUAUUUACAAGUGUGUAAAGUUUUCUUGCAAGUGACUUGCCACAUUCGACAGUUUUAUUCUACUGUAUUUAGACACUGUGCACAUCUAUGCUGAAUGUACGUUAUCGAUCAUAGACCAUUUUCUGAACUACGAUACUAUACUGUGAUUUUUAGUUUUUGUUAAUUGCAUGAAAUGUAGUUCGGUGGUUAACUUCUGUCAUUUGUAGGGAAAAUUUUGUAUCUGGCCUUUAUAACUCCUGUACAAAUAAAGCACCAUGGAAACAAGUCCGUUCUGUAUUUUGUGCAGCAUCUAAAAUUUAUUGUUAAUUUUUUUUAUAUGAUCUGUGGACUUAAUGUUUUUAUAUCUUUCUGCUCCCGCAAAUAGUUAAAGACAUUAAUUUUAGUAUCUCAUAGGUCACACAAACUUUAAAUGUACAUUAUUCAUAUUUUGAUUGUUUGAAAUAUUUAAUAAAAUAAGCGAUGUUCAGAAUCUGACAAAGGUCUUAAGAACGAAGGUAAGGGAUCAUCAUAUUAUGGGAUCUUUUGUUUCUCUCAAUGAUUUCGUAUCUUCCAGUUGAGCAGUGCAUGAGCCGAUUUUGUAUUGAAAGCAAUUUUUUAUCGACUGGUAAACCUUUGGAUAUUUCACAUAGGAAUAACGUCUUUAUAUUUUUGUUAGCUGGUCGAUGUUUUGAGUUUUGAGAAUGUUAUACUUCAUUGUUGUUUGUUACAACUGAGCCAAAUAAAAAUGAGGCUGCAUUCUGUUGAAGAAUGUUUCCUCCAUGGAGGUUGGAGCAAGAGAAUGAGUCCUUGGUACCAAUGUAACACUUGUAUAUUUUUUUAGUAACUACUUUCCAUUCUUAUAAUUUUUGUACUUACUGCAUCUUGUCAUUGUCACUUUCCCAGUCUUCACAUGUAUCAUAGUUGCUAUUUUGUUUUUAUCUAGUUAUGUACUCCUCAGUAUCUUCAAUUUUAUAUCAUUCCUUUAUAUUAUAAGACCGCACAAGUUUCAUCCUCUCAACAAAUAGGGAAAUAAGAAGUAUUUUUAGGGCCAAUAUUCCAUAUGGUAGUGUUCUAGACAUUUAUUUUUUUGACUUGCAAAAAAAUGUGUAAAUCCAUCACUCCAAAGGUUCGAAUUCUUUUAAUUUAUUGUAUCUGUUCUAGAGAGACUAAAAAUAUAGGAGCACAAACCAUGACGCUUUUCAUGUCAAAGUAAUAUACUACAAGCCGCAUGUCCUGUAUGUCAGCCGUCUGUGGGCCAAUUGUAGGAAGCUGUGUUUUCAAUGUUGAUUGUAUAAACAGUGUCAGAGGUGCACUUCGUAUCAAGCUUGUCUCUUGUGUCUUUCUUUAUAUGCGAUUCGGGUAAGCCAAGUCAAAAUUUAAAGUGCUGAGGUCCAGUGGUGGUUGUGGUAGAACUUAGCAGGGUUGUGUCAUUUCAUUGAAUCACUUUGAGAAUUGUCGAGACUUUUAUAAAAAAAAAUAAAAUAAAAUAAAAUAACAGACUCGAGCAAUUAUUAUGAAGAACUGCUUAUAGGAUAUCUUUUUCGUGUUUUCAACACGAUGGAUUUCUUACCCACAGACUCUGCACCAAAUAUCAAGCAAAGGUAGGAUUUUUCAAGGACACGGCUAUUCAGAACUUAAGACUCGAUAUUAGUAUGAUAUUGAAGCAUCAUCAUGUAAAAUGUAGUCUCCUGGUAAAUUUGUAAUCACUGAAGGUUUUCAUGUAGGGAAUUUAUCACCUGCUAAGGUUGUAAAUGUCUGACAUACGAACGAAUGUAGUAUCUUAAUAAAUUUUGUAUUGUUGUUAAAUCAACUGAAAGCAUAAUUUUAAAUCAAGAAUAAACGAUUCGAGCAUAAGAGCAUAAUAAAGAAGAAACAUAAAAAAAAUCCUUGUUUCUAAAAGUCUUUUGUAUCAUUUGGACAUGUCAUUCAGUCUAUAUAUUCAGAUAUGUAACAAGAGUUAAAUACUUGCUUGCCAGAUUGUUAAUAAAUGGAGGAAUGUUU
Messenger RNA from Macrobrachium nipponense, 4746 nucleotides. RefSeq names its product very long chain fatty acid elongase 6-like (gene Baldspot). Lineage: Eukaryota; Metazoa; Arthropoda; Malacostraca; Decapoda; Palaemonidae. Bases 458 to 1453 code for a protein of 331 amino acids. Gene Ontology annotation, molecular function: fatty acid elongase activity. The transcript has 2 exons. Gene Ontology annotation, biological process: fatty acid elongation, polyunsaturated fatty acid; sphingolipid biosynthetic process; fatty acid elongation, saturated fatty acid. Gene Ontology annotation, cellular component: endoplasmic reticulum membrane. The record is from RefSeq and is a predicted model, not a curated record.